AUGUCCCUCGCCGCCAGUCUUUUACUACAACGCCCCCGAGAGGGGGAUGAAGUAUCUGUGAUAGCUAGCCGACAGCAUCGUGAGGGAGGGUGGUAUGCUGAUCAAAUUGUUAUCCUUUCUAAAUGGUCAGAUGAUGAAGACCAUGCAGAAGAAGAGGAAGCAGUAAAAAGAAGAGAGAAUGGCAAAAUAGUUGAAUCAGAAAUGAAAAAUGCUUGUGGUAACAAUAUUUCUGAAGUGCUUGAAGAUCUUGCACCUGGAGUCGGCACAAUUACACUGUUUCAUAAUGGUGAAGGCCUGAUCAAUGAUGACAUUCCCUUUAAACUAGAGAACUGUGUCAAAGGUUACUUACCCGAGAUGGGUGACUGGGUGACUGUUGAUCUAAGGGAAAGCAAUUCUGAGGUCCUUGCAUUUGAUGUGCAGCCUCUUCGUCAGCAGCAAUUUGUUGGGGAGGUGACAGCUGUCCUCAGGGAUCAUGGCUACAUCAACAAGGAGAUCUUUUUUUAUCUGAAGGCAUGCACCGGCGGAUUUCGGGCACAACGAAAGGAACAAGUGAUCUGCACAGCCAUUGAGAGUAAUCAGGGAAAGUGUAGUUGGAGGGCAACAUCAGUUUCUCGUUUAUCCCGAAAUCCUAGAAAUCAAAUGGAUGGCCCACCUCACAGCAACUAUUUGGCUGACCUUUUACGUGACAAGGAAGGAAUUGUCAUCAGUGGAAUCUCUGACUUUGGUUGUCUGUCUCUGGAUGAGCACAAAUCACUUACUAUGUGGAUUCGAAACAAUGGCAACCAUCCACAAACUUUACUAGAAAUCCAGUUGCCUGCUGAAAAUAUUCAGUUUCAUGUGGACAGUUUAAAAGUGAUAAAAGAAUUCCUGGCAAGUUCCAAGGGUGCCUCUGGAUCCACUGAGGAAGUAAAGGGAAAACUCAUCCUGCUUCCUACUAAGGCUGCCUAUGUUAAUAUUUCAUGCAAUGCAAAACACAUUGGAAAUCACAAAGUACUGCUGGUCUUUAAAUUUGACAAAUUCCGAAUAGCCCGUAACCUCACUGUUACUGUCAUUGACCCUUACCAGGAUUAUUUACCUCAGCAUAUACCAGUUGUCAAAGAAGAAGGAGCCUUGUUACCACAUCAGCAACAACAACACAUGGCAUUCUCACGAUUCCAGGAAGCCAGCACUUCUGAUUGGAUAAUUCCCGGUGAAAAAGUACAGAGUGUUUCCACGGAUAACUUCAACUGGUCAAGAUAUCAUAUGUUUCAAGAUUCAUAUGUUUCAAGAUUCAUCAGAUGGAAUUUACAUUUUGGAAGUUCCCUGUAUUUUGCGUAUAACGUCACUUGGGCUAAUUUUCCUGUGUUUCACGGGUAA
Acanthosepion pharaonis is the source of this 1356-nucleotide messenger RNA. Lineage: Eukaryota; Metazoa; Mollusca; Cephalopoda; Sepiida; Sepiidae. The record is from the annotation of a GenBank genome assembly.